Caenorhabditis remanei is the source of this 2388-nucleotide messenger RNA. RefSeq lists its product as uncharacterized. The record is from RefSeq and is a predicted model, not a curated record. Bases 1 to 2388 code for a protein of 795 amino acids. Gene Ontology annotation, cellular component: membrane raft. Gene Ontology annotation, biological process: innate immune response. The transcript has 9 exons. Lineage: Eukaryota; Metazoa; Nematoda; Chromadorea; Rhabditida; Rhabditidae.
AUGUCGAAAUACCUGAAAUCACCGGACAAUAUGCUCACAUCAACUAGCCUGGAGUCGAUUGCUCAGUAUUAUAUUCUCAAUGAUAUCCGUUCGUCAAUUGACAAAAAUAUUUUCUCAGAAAAGUGUUUUUUGGAAGAUAAUGGAGAGGAAUUGAUACAGAAAAUGCUGGAUAAUUCGAAUUAUAAGCUCAGAAUGUACGGAUCGACCGACGAGCUUUCGCAGAAUCUGAAGAUUUAUCAGAAUUUUCCGAAUAGUUAUCGAUUUUUCAAAACUGAAUUCGAGCCUUCCACAACAACGACCACACUAUAUCGCAGUCUGAAAAAUGAGGAAUACAUCUGCAAGUCGGAUCUGUUCGUUAUUCUUCAGAAUAUGGCACUGGAUGUUUUCCCAGGAACGACCUCCGUUUCGGUCCGCUUAUCGAUUCUCACCGCUGUCCGUGUAGAACAAAACAAGCUUCCCCAUCGUAUAGAAUUCGUAAAAUUCGAUCAAAAAGUGUUCGAUGAGAUUGAGAUGGAAAUGAGAGAAGCUAGAAAGCUCUGUUUCAUGAGUAAUUCCGAAUUAGCAGUUCUUGCCGCUCAAUUAGCUGCUGGAAAUUUCGAUUCCAUGGUGGCGAAAUUUGAGAAAGUUCGUAUGAAAGAGAGAUGGACGAAGAAAGAUUCAGAUGAAACUCGUAAAAGUCUGAAAGAUUACUACAGUAAGAUGAUGACGUCGAAUAAGGAUCCUGCGCUAGCCUUGGCUUUUUUCUUGGUUAAAACCGCCGCAAUGAUUUGCCUCAAUAAGAUUAUUAAUGUGAAGAGGCCAGAAAUCUUUCUUCAAAGCUCCACGAAGAAGUCCCCGAUGAUUGUGAGAUUAUUCGAAGAUGGAGAUCAACAAUUUGUAAUGGAAUCUGAGUUGGCGAUUGCUAUGAAGCCAGAAAAAGUUUCUGAAAUUAUCGUUGGUAGAGGCAAAGUUGGAUUUCAUGAUUACUCAACGAUCACAUUGGAUGAAGCUAUCAGAAAAGGAGCUGGACGUGUUGAGUUCAUCCGCUAUCCAAUCAAAAGAACCAAGAACCGAGCUGUUCCUAUCGAAGGACCGGAUCCAGAAGACCCGGAUGAUUGGUUUAUUUUGGCUGUGGACGGUUUCUUCGAAUACAUGAAGAGUAUCAUCACUGGAUUCAAGAUUUUUCAGAAAUGUGUCGAUACUUUUGCCGUUUUUGAGCUCCUUUUUAAUGCUCUCGAGAAAGUAUUCAAACCCGAAGUGAAAUCGCCAUAUUUCCUACAAAUCGAAACUGUCAAUUAUAUGUUGACGACGCUUCAGAACACUUUCAAAUCGGUUAGACCAACUAAAGACGUUCGAAAUGCGAAACCGGAUGGAUUCACUGUACAGCAUCUGAAAAAUGAGUUGAAUCAUUUGGGUCUCACUGCUUUCUUUCCGGAAAUCCAAGAUUAUGCUGAAGAUGUUUAUGAGGAAAUCGAUAAGACGAAGAAGGAGAGAUAUCUGAGAACUUGUGAUUUGAUUGAUGCUGUGGAGAAUUGUCAAUUGAUUUGUGUGCUCAAUAGAAUUCCGAAACUCAAGAAGUUCCUUCACAAUCAAAAAGGAUGCAAAAGAGUACUUGGAUACAAAUGUGAGCAUUGUGAUAAGGAGAAGAAGGCGUCGGAUGCGCUAGAAAUCAGUCAACAACCAGCAGAGGUUCAGAAGACAUCAGAUAUUCAAAAUUCUUUGAAGAAUGUGAAAAUCGAGAGCUCAAAUGUGUCAAUAUUGAAUCAAUACUCACAACCGGCCAUCUCUACUCCAAAAGACUGCGAAAAAUGCUCAGAAUCUUCAAAAACUCUCGAGAAGGUUAAAAAUGAGCUGAAAAUAAGUCAAGAUCAGCUGAAGGAGAUGGAGAAGAAGGUAUUGGAUAAGGAGAAGGAAUUGAGUGACUCGAAGAAAGAGCACGAGAAAGUCGUGGAAUCUGAAGCCAAAAAGACGGAGGAAUUUUCGAAAAUGAAGGAAGAACUCAGUAAAGAGAAAGCGAAGAAUCAGGAGAAAGAAGAGGAAAAUCUGAAGGCGUCAAAGAAAAUUGAGGAACUUCAGAAAACAAUUCUUAAACUGACAGCUGAAAAUGAGGCAAAUGAGAGCACGAUUCAGAAGUUACAUGAUAGAAUCACCUAUUUAUCGACUAAUAACCAGAAAAAUCAUCAAAUCGACGAGAAAACUAUCGAAGAAUCGACUCAAACUGUUUCUGUCACCUCUAAAAUUGCUCCUCUCGUUAUCGAUUGUCUCAUUUGUUCCAGUCAAAUCAAAUCGGGACAAGAAGUCAUCAGAUGUCCACUGUGCAAACGAAGAUUCCAUUCGAAUUGUGCAUUCAAAUGGCGCAAAGACCACUCUCAAUGCCCGGCGUGCAAUGGAGAUCUCCCUGGAAUUUAA